Messenger RNA from Amborella trichopoda, 1363 nucleotides. RefSeq names its product GATA transcription factor 18. The record is from RefSeq and is a predicted model, not a curated record. Lineage: Eukaryota; Viridiplantae; Streptophyta; Magnoliopsida; Amborellales; Amborellaceae. Gene Ontology annotation, biological process: regulation of DNA-templated transcription. Gene Ontology annotation, molecular function: sequence-specific DNA binding; zinc ion binding.
AGAUCAAUUAAUUAUGUAGAGAGAGAAAGGAAGAGUGUCUGUCUGCGCACGAGAAUACGGACGAGAGAGAGAGAGUGGGGGACCUCGUGAUCGGUGAGAGAAGAGACCAUGGAAGACUGUUCCCAUGGGUCACGUGGGUUCUUUUGACUGCCCAAUGAACACCGCAUCACCCUUGACCCCCUGCAUUGUUCGGUGCGCCCGAGCGCUUCCCGACCUACGUCUCGGACCGCAUGUUGACCGCCCCUUUCCAUUCUGCCCUUUCUCGAUCCACCCCCAAACCCAAAUCUUCCCUUUUCUCUCUCUCUCUAACCUCUUCAUAUCCUCUAUAUAAUCUAACUCCAAAACCUCAUUCUCUCCGCUCUAUAUAUCUCCACAAAAUCUCCUCCUAAAGGGGGCGCUUCCUCUCUCUCUCUAGAAUAGACGUUUCAUCGCCCUUCUCUCUCUAGCUCUUUACUAGGUUCACUCACUCUAUUACUAUCACUUAGCCUCUCUAUCAUCUCCAGAUUUCCCUCUGGUUUUUGUGUAUCUUCACCUGUCGUUUUCUCUUUGGCUUUAAGACCGCUCUUUUUCUUUCCCUGUUGCCUUGUUAUUUUGAUGCGGUGCGCUAUGCAUCGGGCAAGCUCGCUGGAGGAGGGAUGCUCUUCUGUGGACUGCACUCUGUCUCUAGGCCCGCCGUCUGCACGGCAAAGGGGUGCGUCAUCUUCGUCGGACCUGGGUUCGCGCCCUGGCUGUGGGCAAUCGAGCCCUACUGGUGCGACUAGGUUUUGGUGGGAUAUUGACCUUCAGCUCAUGCAUAGGCAACAGCAGCAUCAGGCGAGGCAGCAGCAAAGGAGGAGCAGUGGACUGAGUGUGGGUGGGGAUCCUUUGAUGGCUCGGAGGUGCGCGAACUGCGAUACCACUUCUACUCCUCUGUGGAGGAACGGCCCUAGAGGACCCAAGUCGCUUUGCAACGCUUGUGGAAUCCGCUACAAGAAAGAAGAAAGGCGCUCCACCACGGCGGAACACUACAACGAGCAACAGCAACAGCAGCAUGUGGUCGGGCACCUCUUCAAUCCUCACCAUCUGUCUCCUCGCUCUCCUUCUUUCCCCUUGGCCGUAGAAGACGAAGAGGAUGAGGAGAGAGAAAAGGCUGAGAUGGUAGGCGGCGCCCCCUGUGUCUCGUGGCGGCUCGGCCUCUCCACGGACUUUUCAGUAGUACAUCACUUGACCUGAGAUUAUAAUGGAGAAACACACUUCUAGAGAGAGAAGAGUUAGAGAGAGAGAGUAUGUGGUGGUUGCUUUUGUUUAUUUGUUUUAGAUUCAGAAUGCAUGACAUGUACUUUUCUUAGACCCCUUAAUUACCCAAAAAAAGAAAGUUUAGACC